AUGGUGCACGUCGCGAAGACGAUGGGGGAGAAUGUAUACACCGACACCGAGGAGAUUAUCGCGCAGGUGUCGCAGGUUGAACUCCAGGAAAACGACGGGUGGGAGGGCAGGGUGAGCCAGAGCAUAUUCGACGCCUCUAGAUCGACGUUUGCCCGGGCCGUCGACGAGUCGACGUUCGGCCUGAUCGUCGAUAUGAGCGUGUGGAGCCUUUCGGACGCGGCCAGCACGCUACCAUGCCGCGAUCUGGGCUCUGGCCAGAGCACCGAGGCAUCGGUGCAGACGCUCAGGGUGCUCAGGGGCGACCCCAACAUCAGCAGCUGCGACGACAUCCCACGAGACCUCUGCGCCGCCCAGGAAAGCACGUGGCUUCGCGCCAUAUGCCCGAGGCACUGCCGCUGCGAGGAGCCGCUCCUGAGUAACGUCGGCUUCUUCGGAAAGGCCAGCUUCGGGUGCCCCAGCCAGUGCGAGACAUUCAAGGCGGCGACAAGCGAGAUAGCUUUCAGAUAUGCGCUGAGCACUCUGGAGAGUGCCAGUCGGCGCUUGCAAGCUCCGGAAUCGCUGGGCGCAGCGCUGGAUUUCUCAAUUCUAAAUCGGGGGUUGAGCGCAGCCCAGGACUCAAACGCAACCCAGAACGCAAGCUCAGACCAGCUGACUACCUCCUCUUUGUUCCAAGGGUGCUCGGACUUCGCAAGCGCGGAGUUCUCCUUCGCAGGCGGGUGCGCUGACUCGAACGAGGAAACGCAACUCGACAAGAAUGGCAACGACUGCUCCGUGUACACGGCUGUCCCCUCUUUCUGCGGCAUGGCCGACGACGACGACUUCCAGGCGGCCGAUUUGUGCUGUGCUUGCGGUGGCGGCCGCGAGGACGUCCUGAGUUCUGCUUCUUGCUGGGGCAAUUUUGAAAGCGUGUGUUGGCAUAUGCCGCGGAAUGCCCGGGCGUUCCUGUUCUACGUGAGGGGCCUUUUUGAAUAUUUGACGAGCCUGUCAGGAUUCAACGACAGCGUCACCGAGGUCGUCGAGAAGGAUUACGCUGGGGUCAAUCCCGACGAGGGCAUGAUGGCCGACCUCAUCGAGCACGUCGCGACCGGCGCCAUGGGGCGGGCUCUGGUCAGUGGCAUUUGGGAGUUGAUGCCUGGGCUCGCGCACCCGCGGGGGUUGUCCGGCUGCGACUUUCUUGCGUCGUACGAGGUCACGUCUUUGCUGAACCUCGACGCGUGCGCCGACGGGGACCACACGUCCCUGAGGUUCUUCUGCCCAAAAGCCUGCGGCUGCGGCUCAUCGUUCGGCAUGGACGAGUGUCCCGUUGCUUGCGUCCUCAAGGAGUGUUUGGAGGCAAAUGCAUCGUGUGCUCACGUGCACCCUUGGUACAGCGACGAGUGCCUCGCUGGGUAUCACAACGAUGGCGGGCGUCCUACGUGUCUCAGCUGCGCCGGCGGCGAGACGAGGCGGCGGCGGGCGGCCGACUGCACGGACUGCCCCGACGGCUUUUACGACAUUGGGAAUUUGGACGACUGCGUGUCGUGCGUGGGUGGAGCCGUCCGGCGGCGACGCUCCCAGUCCUGCACUGACUGUGCCCCGGGCUAUGUCGACGCCGGCGACAGCGACGAGUGCAGCCCUUGCGUGGGAUGCACCACGACCCGCAGGCGGUCUGUCUUCUGCGCAGAGUGCGCGACUGGGAGGUACAACGAGGGGGGCAUGGAGGACGACUGCCAGUUGUGCCUCGGCGUUUGGACGACGAGGCGGCGCGCGUCCACUGCAAGCGAGUGUCCGGCUGGCCACUAUAACGACGGCACCUCGGACGAUUGCCUUCAGUGUGGCAGAGACCGUGAGACAAGGCGCCGCCGUGCCGAGAUUUGCACCACCUGCGAUGCUGGUUACACCAACCUUGACGGGGACGACACGUGUGAGCCUGUUGGGUGUCCAUACAACUCUACUGGAGACGGCGUCGUGGACGGAUGCAAGUGCGAUGUUGGAUUUGUCGGUCUGAUCCGACCUCUUUCUGGGCAACCGUAUUUUUCGGGUGCAUGUUCGGAGCUACCCUUCUACAAAAUAACUUCUGGAUUUUGCCCAGUUCCAGUCUUGGACACUGGUCUGUGUCCUUUCGCUGCGCAGGUACUUGGUAUGAGUGAUGCUACCUCCGCGACUGAGAGAAACACGUAUUAUGAUUUCACGUUGUGGAAGUAUUUGUCUUACGAGUGGGAGCCACGUGGGUGUUACGUGGAUACCUGGAACGGCAACCUUCUGUCCAAUGAGUACGGAGAGCAAGUUUGCAGUCCGAGGUAUGCGUGCAUUUGCAUGGGGUACGAGGACGAGUUUGUUUGCACUGAUUCGGGAGACACAACGUGCCCGAAUGCCACCUACGCUAGUUUUUCUGCAUAUUAUGAUUGUUCGGAUGGCGAAAGGGAGAGUUGCUGUGAUUGCGGCGGUGGGGACCUCACGAAGCAGAAUGCAAGCUCGUGCGUGGACACAGAUGGAUUGCACCUCAGUGUUCCCGCCGAAUUCAGUUUUGAGAACGGCCAGGGUUCCUCACUUCGAUGUCUAAAAUGGGACUGGAUGCCAGCAACCAGUCAUUGGGCGAUCUACUAUGACGACGAAGAUUUCACUGCUGCUGACAUGUGCUGCGCUUGCGGUGGCGGGCAAUAUGCGAUCACUUUGACCGCUUCGAGCUCCACGACCACAACGUCGGCCACCGAGUCGAACGCCACGCAGCUUUAA
Prorocentrum cordatum is the source of this 2715-nucleotide messenger RNA. The record is from the annotation of a GenBank genome assembly. NCBI's taxonomy places the organism in Eukaryota, Dinophyceae, Prorocentrales, Prorocentraceae.